Messenger RNA from Meloidogyne enterolobii, 576 nucleotides. NCBI's taxonomy places the organism in Eukaryota, Metazoa, Nematoda, Chromadorea, Rhabditida, Meloidogynidae. The record is from the annotation of a GenBank genome assembly.
UGUACCGCCGAGCUAUAACUUCGUUCAAAAUUAUCGAAUCCGGGACGCCCUGGUAUGGUUCGAUUAAGUUCGACAUUAUUUUAUUUAUUAUAUUGAAUUUGUUUAGUAGUUUUUUAGUAACUUUGGACAAAAUGGUCAGAAAAUUUUAGAAAAAAUAUUUUAAGCUUUGCUCGAUGAGAGCUUUCGAUUGAUAUAACAUUUGCCAUAUUUAUUUUCAUGUGCGGCUGGAGAUUAUAUAUCACCGCCUUCCAUUUUAACGGUAUAAUUGUGCAAGCCCAAUUUAUUCCUGUCCCUCUAUUAAAACUCGAGGUAUUAAGCUCGAGGCACUUUUAUGCCCGUGAUUUAAAUAUUUUUUUAUAUAUUUUGCCCCAUUUCUUAAUAUAUUUACAUAAAUAAUUCCCUCAUUCCAACUUUCAUACAUUUCUCUUUAAUCUUAUUCAAAUUGUUGCCCUUCAUAAAUUUAUUCUCCUUUUAGUUUUAUCAUCUUACCGCCCCUCCAACCCUAUAUAUAGUUGUUCCAAUUUACUUUAUUUUCAGUGUUCUUCGGAGCCUCACUUGACCCUAAUUCACAAGCUA